AAAGAGACCAGAAAAAGCAUAUGUGCUUUAAGGACGUAGCUGUAAGAUGGUUUGAAGCAGGUUUUUCGGGUAAGUAAAUGGAAACAGUAUGUGGCCCACACUGACAGCGGACCUGCUUGCAUUGGUCAUUUUGUGUUUUGGUGCCAGUGUUGAACAAAUGUCCUAUAGACCUCAGAGCUGCACGCUUGAAUGCAUCAGACAGGGAGACCCAGAAUGUGAAUACUGCAGAAUUACAGCAAAUGAGGUUCAGUUAUCUACCAGCAUUCCCUACACCAGCAUAUUUGGAAGUUGUGUUCCUUGGCCCUGUCACUCUUUUCUAGGCCAGGACACCCCUGAAGUCUGUCUGCAUUAUGUUGAUGCACCGCGCAAUAUUCAGAUUGAGUUUGAAAACAAUCAAGAUCCUACAUUUGAUGCCAUUACAGUGUCAUGGAACCCAAGCCAAUACGGUAUCGCAUUCUUACGCGGUUUCCAAGUCACCCUGCAGGCUCUUGGUGGAUCCCAAAUUUUAUGUCAACUGUUUCUCCUGCGUAAUAACUUGACUCUCACCCAUGCACAUGCCCAAAGGGUUUAUUAUUCAGACCCUUUUACACGUCUGUCAUUGGAUGCCAGAUAUGUGGUGACUAUCAUGGCACUGCCCGUACCUGAACAGUGGCACCAGUUUUAUCAGAAGAAAGAGUUUUUUACACGCACUUGUCGAGAAAAAAAUGGCCUAGAAGAGUGUAAAAAAGACUGGUAUCCUAGAUAUGUUGAAGUCCACCAGGAGAACCAAGACAUUUUUGUGACCUUUAACCUUGCACCUGAGAACUUUAAAAUCCGUCACUAUUUCUCAUCAUGCUUUGGAGGCGGGCUACGAAACUACACAAACAUUGAACCAGAUUUCGGUCGAAACAAAACCCAUCACACAUAUCGCUUACAGAAUCUCAGAGCAGGUACAAACUACACCUGUGAGAUUGCGGCCAAUGUCGUGGAUGCUGUAAGGAAAUCUUUUGUUGUUGUAGUUCAACACAACUAUGAAGACCCGUUGACCUCACACUUCACAGAGAGAUCUUUACUCGUAGUCCUCUUGUCUGUGGGAAUUCUGCUCGCUGCUACUGCAACGGUCAUCUUCACUGUUCUCUACAAGAAAAGAUUGAAGAAUGCGGUCAAGACCAAAAUGAGACCAGAUAUUAUUGAACAGUACUACGACAAAAAGCUGGAUGAAGGACAGUGUGUUUUACUGGAGAGUAAUACCUGCCCCCCUCGCCUCCUGAUUUGCUACUCAAGAAAUGAUGGCUCCGCCCAUGUGAAAGUCGUACUACAAUUAGCUGCUUUUUUGCAAAAGCACAUGGCCACCCAGGUGCAUUUGGACCUGUGGGAGUCCUUAAGCAUUAUGGAGGAUGGCAUUCUAAGCUGGCACUGCAGAAGAUUAAAUGAGUGUGACUUUGUGAUGGUUAUAUGCUCCAGAGGCCUCCUUCAGAACCGCAAAAACCAGUAUGAGAAUGAGGACCAGAACACUGAUGAGAACACCACUUUAACCACGAUCGCCAUGAUUGGACAGGAGAUGUGCCGUGCAAAAGCGCUGGGUCAAGACCUCUCCAAAUACAUGGCUGCCAUUUUUGAGUACUCGGAGGAGUCUGAUAUACCAGCUGUACUGGGCCUUGCUUCGAGAUACACCCUGACUGAGGACUUACCUUUGCUUUUUUCUCAUCUUCAUGGGGUGCCUUUGCAAAAACCCGGAGUUUACCUACAGGUGGAGAACAUUUCAGAAAGUGGAUAUUUCAAACUUCCAGCCGGGGCUGCACUACAGCAGGCCAUCCAGGAGGCAAAAGUGCAACUGUUGGAUGAGUAGACUGUAGAAAUGUAGGUACUGCAGUCAUAUAAUGAGUGACAAAUAAGUGACAAACCUUAUAGACUUGUGUUGAAGGAGGGACCUGAGCCAUGUUUAAGGACAAGGUUUUCACAGAGUCUGUGGCAACAAAAUCUUUGGCCACUUGUGGAAACCAAAUGGGAAGGAUACUGAAGUAAUUUGGAAAGUAUUGAGACAUCUAAAUGCUGUGAAUUUCAUUACAUGUCUACAUGUAUUUAUUAUUGCAUAUAUGUGUAGUUCUCAUGUGCAUGAAUGUAAAACAAAACCAUGCGAAUUUUUAUAGUGUUUGCAUACGCAUCUACAGGUACAGCAUUGGAAUGUUUUCUUAACUACAAAUGUAAAAACGAUUUUACAAGACUGCUUAUAUUUUGCAAUUUUAUGAAUAAUGUUUAACUUUUUUACUUUUGCUUAGAGCUGGCCUGAAAUUAACUUUGCCUUUGUAUUUUUUGAAGGGAACUUCAAAAUGCCUCUAAAAGUAAAUAAUAUUUUUUAUAAUACGACGAUCUUUAAAACUUAAAGUGUAACAAAGAAAACCAGUGUCUUGUUUUGUAGCAUAUAUCUUUGUUUCCAGUAUUGGAGUUCCAGCUGUGUAAACUAAUGAUGUUCCUCAAAAACGUUUAUGAAAAUAUAUUGUUCAUGAUGCUUUACAAACCAACCUUUUUAUCUUUUGCUAUUUAUUUUCACUGAGAAAUCGCAUGCCGUUAAUGAAAAUAAAAUCAUGAAUAUUCUCAAAUGCAGUUAGAAAAUGUUGAUUUAACAUGACACUAAGAAACAAAAUCAAAUUUAUAGCACAAUAUUUCUAUUAAUUUUAAUGUCAUUUUAUAUAAUCAGUUAAUCCACCUUUUAUCUUUUCACAUCAAAGUAAACCCAUCAUAAAUUUUAUUGAUUGGAAAUGACAUAUUUAUCUCAACACCUGACCCAUUAAUACAGAUUUCUAUUUCUUUUCCACAUUUCUUUUUCUGUCCUUACAAAAAACAAGCUUUGUAUACUGUAGGCUAACUGAGACCAGUUUUAUUGCACUUAUGAUAUGCUCUCCUUGUGUCAUACUAAUUGCUUCUAUUGUUCACCUCAUUUCUAAGUCGCUUUGGAUAAAUGUGUCUGCUAAAUGAUUAAAAGUAAUGUCAAUGUAUUUAAAU
Molecule: messenger RNA, 2982 nt
Organism: Triplophysa rosa
Lineage: Eukaryota; Metazoa; Chordata; Actinopteri; Cypriniformes; Nemacheilidae
Product: interleukin-17 receptor D
Exons: 12
Coding region: 89-1828 (579 amino acids)
Molecular function (GO): interleukin-17 receptor activity; protein binding
Source: RefSeq, a predicted model, not a curated record